AUAUCAUGUUCAGCCUUAUCUUAGCCCUAUGUUUACUGCCUGCUUCUCGAGUCUGGACUACUACUACCACUACUACUACUACAUGCAAUACCAUCCGCGUGCGUACCCAUACAUGCGCGCUGUACGUGCCACCCCAUGGCAUAAAACAACAUAACACAUUCACACAUCGAAACCGAUUGGAUCUUCCGGCUCACUUCCCCACUCCCGCCUCUUUCCAACGAUUAAAACAAACGUAUCGGACCCAAGACAGACUGAUAGAUUAAGCUCGGUUGGACAGAUGAAAUAGGGCUGGCCGCGCCGCAAGGCUACGGUAAAUACUACUCAUUACCAACAAACACCCCGGCCUUAUUUAUGUUAGAGGUACGUAC
Molecule: messenger RNA, 368 nt
Organism: Daldinia caldariorum
Lineage: Eukaryota; Fungi; Ascomycota; Sordariomycetes; Xylariales; Hypoxylaceae
Exons: 1
Coding region: 6-263 (85 amino acids)
Source: RefSeq, a predicted model, not a curated record